AUGCAUCUCAAGCACGUUAUUGCUGCCCUGGCGGCAUUCAGUUCGUUGGCUGUGGCGGCGCCUGCUCAGGAUGCAAAAGCCGCGGACAAGGGGCAAGGUCAAAAUCAGAACCAGAAUCAAAAUCAGGACAAGAACAAUGCCAAGGGCAACAACAAUAACAACGGCAAGAACAACAACAACAAUAAUAAUAACAAUAAGAACAAUGGCGACGUGAAUAUUAUCCAAAACAUCAUCAAGCCCAACAUCAUCGUCGUCCAGGAGAACCUCGACAAGAUCAACCAGCUGCAAAGGCAGAACGAGAGAGAGCUCGCUGCCUUGGUGCAGUCUCAGCUCGCACUUGCGACACAGCUGCAGACCGUCAAGGAUAACAUCCGGAUUAACCAUUUUAAGGCGCAAUUCCCUCAGGCGGUGAGUCUAUUCCUGUCCUUCACGCAUACCGCCUGGGCAUACCCGGCAACGGUCGACAACAGAAAUCAGGGGCAACAGAACAAGCGAUACCUCGUUAACCAGCUCCUCGCAGACAACGGACAGGCAGGGAAACAGACGCUCGUCAUGGUAACGGACCCGACCAACCUGGAAAUCUCGACACCACAGGCGGCAUCAGCCCAAGCAAAUGCCUUUGGCGCCGCCCGCGUGCAACUUGAGGCCUCCUCUUCGUCCGCUGGAUCCAACACAUCCGACUUCAGCGCCGAAGCCGUCGGUUCCACCCCCGCCGACAACACCCUCAGCCUCGCAGCCUUCAACCAGGCAGCCCCCUUUGGCCAGGUAGGCCAAAGCAUCAUCCUCCCCGCAGGCACGCAGGCGCCGCAGCUGCUCUCGGUCCCGGACCCAGCCGCCAUCAUCCUGCCGCAGCAACAAGGCCUCUUUGUCCAGAAUGCGGGGACCUUUUUGACGGAUUGCGCGACGUCCGCCGCCAACGCCGCCAACGGGAACCCAGCGCUGACCGCGGCCGCGGCGCAGAUCUUUUCGAGCUUUGAGCAGAUUGCCGCCGCGCAGCUGGCGGGUUUGUCCGGGCUGGGCAUCUUCAAUGGAAAUAGGGGCAACAACACGGCGCAAGCACCGCCACCUGCUCAAGGUCAGGCACAGGGCCAGAAUCUGGGAAGCAUUGCCGUCGGAGCGAACCAGGGAGGAAUACAGCCACCCCCGGCAGCCGCAGCUCAACCUCCAGCGCAGGUCGCGACGCCGCCGCCGCCUCCGGCCCAGGCUCAAGGUCAGCAAGGCGGACAGAACUUGGGAAGUAUAGCGGUCGGCGCGAAUCAGGGACAACCUGCUCCUGCUGCCGCUCCAGCUGCUGCUCCAGCAGCACAGCCUCCCGCUCAAGUAGCAGCCCCACCGCCGGCAUCGCAGAAUGCUCCGGCAGCACAGCCGGGAGCAGCCAUCGUCAACGGAGCCAACCAGGCCAUCGCACCGGUGCAAUUUGGAAAGAACCCCGGCACGCCCCCACAAGCGGCGCCGGCGGCAGCCCCGCCUGCUCAGGGAAACACUGGGUCCGGAGUGGUGAUUGUGGGAUCGAGUCCCGGGGGCCAGAGCGUUACACAGCCGGCCCCGGCUCCACCUGCGGCGGUUGCUGCUGGUGCGAACUAG
Colletotrichum fioriniae is the source of this 1584-nucleotide messenger RNA. NCBI's taxonomy places the organism in Eukaryota, Fungi, Ascomycota, Sordariomycetes, Glomerellales, Glomerellaceae. The record is from RefSeq and is a predicted model, not a curated record.